Kazachstania africana CBS 2517 is the source of this 1806-nucleotide messenger RNA. RefSeq lists its product as uncharacterized. The transcript has a single exon. Bases 1 to 1806 code for a protein of 601 amino acids. NCBI's taxonomy places the organism in Eukaryota, Fungi, Ascomycota, Saccharomycetes, Saccharomycetales, Saccharomycetaceae. The record is from RefSeq and is a predicted model, not a curated record.
AUGCUGGCAACAUUGAACGGAACAUAUAAUUCUGCAUUUCUAACUCCUAGAUCUCGUAUGGACAAUAACUCUACACAUUCAGCUACCCUUGCAUCUCCAAGACGAACUAGAAGUAGAGGUUGGUCUCUUUGGGGCAUGGGCUAUCCGGAGGAGGCUGAGGAGGAUGCUGCCCUUCAGGUAGAUCAACUGGAGGAUCAAAGAGAGAGUAGUGUGUCUACUACGGAUUCAGAUACAAGAAAAAGAACAUGGUCGUUCUGGUCGAGACAAAGAGGCUACACUACGACAAAUGCCAACGUCGACGGUUUACAGUUUGAAGUGGCGGGUCCCGUCACCUUACCAAAGACAGAACGCAGCACUACGAGUUUGAAUAGUCCCUUAAUUAAUCUUCUAAUUCCAUUUGAUCCUGAUGCCAUGUUAUAUAGAAAAUCAACUUCGAGUAAGGAUAACAAGGGAACAGCAACCUGUUUUACAUCACAAGAGCCCAAUAUCGUUGUACCAAGUUUUGAAGUCUUACCAAAAAAGUCCCUGUGGACAUCGAUGACAAAUAUAUUCGGAUCCUCCCAGACUCCACAGAAACAUUUGUAUAGGGCAGAUCCUAUAGAUAAACUUUCACCCAUUCUAGCAAAGAAUAGACCACUGAAAAUAAUGAUCAUUGGAGUUCAUGGCUUUUUCCCCACAAAGGUACUUAGAACAUUUAUCGGAGAGCCAACUGGGACAUCAAUGAAGUUCGUAACUGAGGCUGAAGAAAUCGUAUCAGAAUACUUUGACAAUAUAGGAGUUGACAUAGAAAUUAGUAAAAUUGCAUUAGAAAAGGAAGGAGAGAUAUUCGACAGAGUUGACUUUUUCUAUAACGUUUUGAAAAAUUGGUCCACAGAAAUUAAUAACACAGAUAUGAUAUAUUUUGUAACACAUUCUCAAGGUUGUCCUGUUGCAAUUAUUUUAUUGGCUAAAUUAAUUGAAAGCGGUGUUCUAUCAUUAGAUAAUCUCAAUUUUGUAAAUAAUAUGGGCAGUAAAACAAAUAGCGAGGGUGUAGAUCCAUUGGAUUUUCUAGCCCAGAAUAACAAUAACAAGAAGAAAAUAGUUUCAGUAUUAGGAAUGGCAGGUAUUAAUAAUGGUCCAUUUUAUGGGGCAGACCAAACAUUGUUAGUAAAAGCAUAUCAAACUAUCGCUAAAGAUGCCAUGAUGGAACUAUUUGAAUUUCAGAAAUUUGAUUCAAUUCAAUCUAAGAAACUUAUGCAAGGUCUAAGAGUACUUAUUGCAAAUAAUGUAAAGUUAACAUUCGUCGGUUCCGUAAAUGACCAAUUAGUACCUCUAUAUUCAUCAACCUGCCUUUUCGCAGCACAUCCGAAUAUCUUUAGGGCUACUUUUAUCGAUAAAAGUUCAAGGACACCUGCGUUUAUUACAAGAAUUGCCAAAAUUGCAGGAACUUUACUAAACCUCGGUUUCGAGGACCAUAGCAUAAUAAAAGAAAUCAGUGGUUCAUUGGCUGGUCCACUUACGGGUGGUGGCCAUUCAACCAUUUAUAAUGAAAAACAGGUUUAUGAGUUAGGAAUAAAAUUUGCAUUAGAAACUUCGGAUACUCUCACUGAUAUCCCAGUUACAUAUACUCCGUAUGAGUUAUCAGAACUAGGCACAAACCCAUACCAUCUUCCCUGGUGUAUGAGAGGUUUGUUAUAUGAAACUAAAAGGCAUUUAAACGAUGAAGAGCUUAAAUUGUUAUACGAAGAGUUCGAGAAGUGGAACCCUGACACAAAACAGCUGAAAGACAUCAAAUAUAGAUUGAAUGGCCUUAAAUACAAAUUAUAG